Molecule: messenger RNA, 498 nt
Organism: Protopolystoma xenopodis
Lineage: Eukaryota; Metazoa; Platyhelminthes; Monogenea; Polystomatidea; Polystomatidae
Source: the annotation of a GenBank genome assembly
AGUAAGGACGUUUUUGAGGCUGCUGGGGCUCUAAACUUCAAGGGAUGUGACGACCUCGAAGAGGAAGAGAAUGGAGAAGAGGAUGAGCAGGAAGAUGAGCAGGAGGAAGAAGAGAGGGCGCUGAGAAAGCAGUACAGGAAGAGCCAUUCGCGCCGACAGAGCAGAGUCCGAGGCCUGCCGAGGCCAGGCAAGCCGUCACCCGAGUCUGAUCGGUUCUGCGAACCGCAAAAUGGUUCCCCCAAUUCACAUGCGGCCGACUCUUACGAAACAUCGGGAAGCCCACCGGCUCAAUUGGUAGAAAAUUGGGACGAGCACUAUCGCCUAGAAGAGGUCGAAGAAGUGGCCGAACAUAAGCAGUCACAUACCGCCGGAGAGGCGAGCCAACAGGUCGACCGGUGGUGCAAAUCACGAGAACACUGCGAUCUUGUCCGACCCAGAGGCCAUGCACCACUUGCGAUGAGCAUUGCAGCCAUCGUCGGAGACAUCGCCAGCCUUUAA